GUUAUAAAGAAUUAUGUAAUGCAUAUACUGAAUUGAAUGAUCCAAUUGUACAACGUGAAAUGUUUGAAUUACAAGCAAAAGUAAAUAUUAUUUUUAUUUUUAUUUUUAUUUUUUUGAAAGAAUAAAUUAGUUGGUGAUGAAGAAGCUCAAACAAUUGAUGAAAAUUAUUGUAAAACACUUGAAUAUGGUUUACCUUCAACUGAAGGUUCGAGUAUAGGAAUUGAUCGUUUAACAAUGAUUUUAACAAAUAGUAAGAAUAUUAAAAUAAGUUAUAUACAUUUUGUCAAUUUUUAUUAUUCAUAUAGAUAUUAA
This is a messenger RNA of Rotaria sp. Silwood2, 312 nucleotides long. The record is from the annotation of a GenBank genome assembly. NCBI's taxonomy places the organism in Eukaryota, Metazoa, Rotifera, Eurotatoria, Philodinida, Philodinidae.